AUGUAUGAGGAUAUGAUAAAUCCAGAGGAAGAAUUCCCGAAAUCAAAUUAUUACGCACCACCACCCCAAAACUCUGGAGGUAAUCAUUAUCAGCAACAAAGACAACAACCAUAUCCAGGACAACAAUAUUCAGGACAGCAACAACAGUAUUCAGGACAACCUUAUCAAAGUAGACAACAGCAACAAUAUAGUGGUGGAUACAAUCAUAGUUAUUCAAAUAAUAUCAAUAACUAUCCACUUCCACAUGAUUCUCCUCAGCAUGUUUCAGGUGGUGCUAACACCUCACCUGUGAAUGUAUCGGUUAGAGAUAGAGUACAGCAAUAUAACAAUGGUGGUGGUACCAACCAAACUAGCCAGAAAAGUAGUAGUCCUAUAAAUACCGCAUCCAAUAACUACUAUCAACCUACAUAUCCAAAUCUCUACACUGGCAAUGGUUCUCCAAGAUCAUAUUCAAGAGAAUCACAUUCGCCAAGUAAUCAAACCAACUCACCAAGACAACAACUUCAACAGCCUUUGCAACCUCUGCAACAACAACAACAGCAAUAUAGUGUUAGAUCUCCAUACCAACAACAUCCUCAGCAACCAAGAGCCAACAGUCCAAACUCACCGAAUCAAUCUAGACAAGGUGCUUAUCAAUAUCCAAAUGCCGGUGGCGCACCAACAGUUCACUAUUCACCGCCAUCCAGUAGAACAUUGUCUAGUAGCGGAGGAGGAGGAGGAUAUCCACCACCCAUUCCAUCUUCAGUUCAUCAAACACAACAACAGCAACCAACACAAGGAUAUCCAUCGAAUCAGCCACCUCAUCCAUAUCAACAUCCUCUGUACCAAAAUACAUCUCAUGUUCCACCUUCACAACAAUCUCAUCAUCAUCCACAAACACAACAGUCAUCGCCUACUAAACCAGGUCAAUACAAUUAUCCACCAGUGUCUAGAAAUAAUAACAACGGCAACAACGACAACUAUAAUCAAUAUACAAAUUCACCUGGAUAUCCACCUCCCAAACCAUCAAUGAUACCUCCAUCCCCUACAUCUGCACCAAUGCUCAACAAGCAACACAAUCCAAAAUCACCAGAUCAAUGUCUUCCAAAGAUUGGUUCACUCUCACUAGGUGAUCCAAUUCCAGGUGCUCAUGGUGAUGGUAUUCAUGAUGAUACUGUAGCAGUUCAAGCAUACUUUAAUAAUACUGCUGUCAAACAAUUCAAGAUUCCACCUGGUACAUAUUUAAUUACUUCACCAAUUUGUAUAUUUAGAGAUAAUGUUCAAUUGAUAGGUAGUCCAAAUGUUAAAUUUGUUGGAAACUUCCCAGGAUGGCCUGUACUUCCAAAUUCAGUUGGAUUUAUCAAUUGGGAGGAUUAUCUAUUCUACCUUCAAGGUGAUAAUCUUGUAUUGGAUACACUCAACAUGUCCAAUCUAUGUCCAAACUCUCUAAGUUCCUCUGCCAUAUUAAUAUAUGGAAGUGGAUGGGUUAUGAAGAAUUGUUCAAUUGAUAAUUUUAAUCAAGCACUUGUAUUUGGUAAAAUUACAAAGAGUGCAAAUCAAAAGGAUGAUACUGUAUCUUAUAAUAAUAUAAAGAUUUUCAAUAAUAAGAUUACGAAUGUCAUUGGUAUACCUGGUGGUAGUAUUUCAUUUGGUGAUGGUAUUUGUUUCUUUGGUUGUCAAGAUGUGACCAUCAACAAUAAUCUUGUAUCAGCAAAACCAGGUGCAACACCAAGAAAUGGAAUCAACUCUGGACCGGAAGGUUACUGUAGAUCUACCAACAUUAAAUAUCACAACAAUGUAUUAAGAGGUGAUUGGGACUAUCCUUUAACAACUGAAAAAGGAUCAUUCUUGUGUGGUAUCAUUGAAAGAGGAAAGAAUAUCAUAUUGGAUGGCAAUAAGAUACAUAUCACUGGUAGAGUGAAUACAACUGAAGCAUCUGCAAUUACAUUCUAUGGUGUAUUCAAUGGUUUGAUAAAGAAUAAUACUAUAGUUGGUACUUCACCUUUUGGUAUUAUUGUUAGACCUUCACAUGAGACUGGUGGUGGAAUCGAUACUGUCAUUGAACAGAAUACAAUUGAAGGAGAGUUUGGUAAUUGUAUCUUUAUGAAUGGUACCGAUAAUUCAAAGAUCAGAGGCAAUGUUAUCUUUGGCAAGGACUCAUCUGGCAAUGGUAUUCAUCUUUGGCAAGCCAAAAAGUUUGAGAUACACGAGAACAACGUCGAUAUGCCCAAGGGUACUGCAUGUCUUUGCUCCGGUGCAAACGAUGUCAUGGUCAGAGGCAACACCAUGAUGUCCUCACUGAAUGGAUUCUACAUCGGCAGUCAGAGUAACCAGGUCACCAUUGAAAACAACGAUCUAUUCGGUGUCACCCAGUCAAAGUUUGGAAAAUCCGAUGACAGUACCAAUGUCGUCUGUGAAAAGAAUUUCGGUCUAGAUAAAUAG
Molecule: messenger RNA, 2421 nt
Organism: Heterostelium album PN500
Lineage: Eukaryota; Evosea; Eumycetozoa; Acytosteliales; Acytosteliaceae
Gene: cnrJ
Product: carbohydrate-binding domain-containing protein
Exons: 5
Coding region: 1-2421 (806 amino acids)
Source: RefSeq, a predicted model, not a curated record